AAGGAACCCAGAAAUUGGGUUCUUCAAGGAACCCAGUUGCUAGGUUCUUCGCGAAACCUAGCAACUAGGUUCUUCGCGGAACCCAGCAACUAGGUUCUUUGCGAAACCCUGCAACUGGGUUCUUCACGGAACCCAUAAUGACGAAGAGCAUGGAGAAAGGGAUGGCAAAGAAAAUGGUGAAGAUGAUGAAGACGAUGGUGAAGAUAAACGGCGAUAUGAUGAUGCUUGAGGAUGAAGGCUUCAAGGAUUUUGUACAGGAGAAAUGGGGCAACUAUGAUACAAAAGGCUGGGGAGGCUAUAAACUCAAAGAAAAUUUGAAGAGAUUGAAAAAGGACUUGAAAAUAUGGAAUAAGGAAGUUUUUGGAUUGAUUGAGGAAAAUAUGGAGAAGAUUAGGGAGGAGAUUACGAUACUAGAUGAAAGAGGAGAGAGAGUUUCAAUAUUAGUAAAUGGGAGUCCUAUGAAGGAGUUUCAUAUGUCCAAAGGACUUCGGCAAAGGGAUCCCCUUGCUCCAUUCCUAUUUCUUCUUGUAGCUGAGGCUUCCAAUGGAUUGACUGAAAAAGCAGUGGAAGAAGAUCAAAUUAAAGGUUCUGAACUACAAGAAAUGGCUGAUAAGCUAAAUUGUGUAGUGGGUUCCCUGCCAUUCAGAUAUCUGGGUGUGGUUGUUGGUGCUGAUCGUCAAUUUCAUCAUGCAAACUUCGCAGUCAAAGGUGGUGGCCCUGAGAUGAUUGCUGAUGGGAUAAAAUAUGAGGCUGAAACCUCUUCUCUUGGCAUUGCAUCAUUUAAUGUAAUUGAUAAUGAGAAAGGGGCAGUUAGCAAUGCGGGUUUGUUUUCUGACAGAAAUUUUGAAGCCUAUAGGCAAAACAGCUUGGAACCAGUGAGAAACUGUUGUUCUUUUUUCAAACAAAGAAAUGGUGAGAACCGAGAGGAAGAUGAAAAACAGAGCAUAAGCUCUGCAGCAUGCUUGGUCCCUUGGCAGCUCUACAGCAUGCUUGGUCCCUUGGCAGCUCUGCAGCCUCUGUGCAGCUUAGCUUUCUGCACUUUGCUGCUACCGUGCUUUGGUGCAGCUCUCCCAUCUUUUCAUUUUGCUGCAACUUGUGCAGCUCUUCCUUCUUCAUUUGCUGCCAUUUUGUGCAGCUUUCAUUUUCAUUUGCUGCUACUUUUGCAGCUUGAACACCACAGCUCCAACAGAAACACAAACUCACCAGAGCGUUAUCAGACUUCAAGGAUAUCCCCUGGAUCACUCAGAUACUAUGGCUUAGGCCUAGAGAAUGGACAUACAGAUUUUGACAUAUCAAAAGAGGCAGGUGGGUUUGAGAGGGCAAUCACUAAGAAUUUCAAUGCUACUGUGACAGAGAACUAUCUUGAAAUUCACCUAUUCUGGGCUGGUAAGGGAACAUGCUGCAUACCAUCAAGUGUCCAUGGACCAUCCAUUUCAGCAACCAACGUGGUAUCAAGUACAGCAAAAGGGAAUGGGACUGGGUUGAUUGUAAGUGUUGCAGUUCCUGUUGGAGUUGUCACCUUCAUCUUGAUGUUGAUAUUUGUAGUCUUCUACUUGACAAGGAGAAAAGAUGUUGACGAGGAAAAUUUUAUUCCAACUUCUCUUGAAUUUGUAGAGCUUCUUGGAACAGCACCCGGACCAAACACCUACAGUUAUGCCGAGUUGAGAGCUGCAACAGAUGACUUCAGUCCCUCAAAUAAGUUAGGAGAACGGGGAUUCAGUCCGGUAUACAGGGGUAAACUUUCUGAUGGGCGGGUAGUAGCUGCGAAGCAGCUUUCAGUAGCAUCUCACCAAGGGAAGAGUCAAUUUGUUACUGAGAUUGCUACCAUAUCUGCGGUGCAAUAUCGCAACCUCGUUAAAUUGUACGGAUGCUACAUUGAAGGAAAGAGAUGCCUCCUUGUUUAUGAGUAUCUUGAGAACAAAAGCCUUGACCAAGCACUCUUUGCAACUGCUAGGGGACUGGCUUAUCUUCAUGAGGAAUCAAGGCUGAGGAUCGUACAUAGAGACAUGAAGGCAAGUAACAUUUUGCUUGAUUCUGAACUCUGUCCGAAAAAAUCUGACUUUGGAUUGGCAAAGCUCUAUGAUGAUAAGAAAACUCACAUCAGCACUCGGGUUGCAGGAACCAUCGGCUAUUUGGGACCAGAGUAUGCAAUGCGUGGCCACCUCACUGAGAAGGCAGAUGUCUUUAGCUUUGGUGUUGUUACUUUGGAAAUCCUCAGUGGAAGACCAAACUCUAACAACAGCCAGGACAAAGACAAGAUCUAUCUUAUUAAAUGGGCAUGGACUAUGUAUGAAAGCAACCAAAGUCUAGGUUUGGUGGAUCCAACCCUAGUUGAAUUUGAUGCAAAUGAAGCUAUAAGAAUGAUAAAGUUGGGACUCCUGUGCACCCAAGCAUCACCAAUAAUGCGACCACCCAUGUCAAGGGUUGCAGCUAUGCUUGCUGGUGAUAACAAGAUCAAGAACAAUCUUAAUCUAGGGAUAGAGCUGGUGCCUUCUCCAUUAAAUAUCACUGAAUUCAGUGACAUUAUUGGGGAAGGAAGGUGAGAGAUGUUUUUCCUUAAAAGCUCCAUUUUGCUACUUCUCCUGCUUCUACCUCUGCCACAUAUUUUCUAGUUCAAUAAAGUAGAUACUGAAAU
Messenger RNA from Rubroshorea leprosula, 2635 nucleotides. NCBI's taxonomy places the organism in Eukaryota, Viridiplantae, Streptophyta, Magnoliopsida, Malvales, Dipterocarpaceae. The record is from the annotation of a GenBank genome assembly.